Priceomyces carsonii is the source of this 672-nucleotide messenger RNA. RefSeq lists its product as uncharacterized. The coding region runs from base 1 to 672 and encodes 223 amino acids. The record is from RefSeq and is a predicted model, not a curated record. Lineage: Eukaryota; Fungi; Ascomycota; Pichiomycetes; Serinales; Debaryomycetaceae. The transcript has a single exon.
AUGGAGCAAUCUAUAAUUAAUAGAUUGAAAAAUGAAUAUGAGUAUUGCUUCUCAAGAUACCUAAAAGAAAUAGCAGAUCAAUAUGACGAAAAGCUGAUCCCACAAAAAUGGGUAAAUACAUUGGAGCUUUUCACUUUUGGAAGUUACUCGCACUAUUUGAAGUACCGGGAUGAAUAUGCUGAUUUGGAUAAUGAUCUUACUUUGAAGUUACUCGAAUUAACGAUUUUAUCGAUAACGAACGACUUUGAGAACUGCAAUAUUAGCAUUGAUGAUAUACUUAACGAUCAUGAUUAUGGGUUGAAAGAGGCACUUAAAUCCUACAGCUCAAAAGCGUCGAAUAAUAAAAUGGACGGUGAUGAACUUCUAUUUAACAAAAUCCUAAUUGCAAUGGCCGAUAAAAAGAUACUUGAUGUACUCGUCGACGAUGAGACCAGAAGUUUAUAUACUGGAAAGCCACUAAUCCUCAGAGACGUCUACGACUCAAGAACUAUGAAUUUGAGGGUAUUGAAGGAAUCAGAUAUCCCAAACAGGUCCUUGGAUACUGCAAGAAUAAAACUAAAAUCGUGGUUGGAUAAUAGUAUAUCUCCAUUGGUUCCUGAACUUAACUCAAACAAGGAAGAAUCUUCAACUAAAAUCACAAGAAAGAGAAAGCAAUCAGAAAAUCUGAUAUAA